Closterium sp. NIES-67 is the source of this 1482-nucleotide messenger RNA. The record is from the annotation of a GenBank genome assembly. NCBI's taxonomy places the organism in Eukaryota, Viridiplantae, Streptophyta, Zygnematophyceae, Desmidiales, Closteriaceae.
CAACACAGCAGUUUCGUCCAAUCCCAAGGCCCACUUGUCGCCUCUCCGCACCCCAUUCCCCAGCCUUCCUCCACCGCGAUUCAGCGCCUCCGCGGUCGUCGGCGCCCAGCUUUCCCUUCAAGUCGGCAGUCCGCGCACAUUCCACGCGCACGCAUCUGAGCCGUCGUCGUCAGUCGAGUCGAGGGUCGCUACGGCCGAAGGGGGUGCCGUGAGGCGCGCCGUCGGCCUACUGCAGCACCGCAGCACGCCGCCGCGCAGGCAGGCGCGGGCGCUGGCGGUGGCGAGGUGCAGGCGCACGGCCCGACGCAGCGAGACGCGGCGAGCGGUGGAGCGGCGGGGUGGGCUUGACUGAGCGAACUGGGAGGAGCGGAGGCGAGGAGAAGGGGGGAGGGAGCGAAGGAAGGGUGGUGCGGGCGAAGAUACGAGGGCCGCGGAGAAGCAGAGGGUCGCAGAGGGUCGCAGAGGGUCGCAGAGGGUCGGGGAUGUUCAGAUCGAGGAAGAACGACGAUGUGAGCCGGUUGACCCGGCAGCAGAAAGAGCGAGUGAAGCAGUUUGUGGGCUCCACUGGGGCAAGUGAGCGCGAUGCGCUGGCGGCGCUGCAGGGCAGCGAGUGGGAGGUGGCGGCAGCGCUGGCGCGCUACCAAGGGGGCACAGCCACGGCCGCCAGGGGGGGAGGGGGAGGCUUCCUGGCAGCGCUGACGGGCCAUGGGCGCCUGCACUACCACCACCAGCACCAGGGCGGGCAGGCGGUGCCGCCACAGCAGCCUCCAGUGGACCCCAUCCAAGAGCUCUUCCUGCGCUAUAAAGACCCAGACUCCGAUAUGAUUCUGGCGGACGGCAUCUCCCAGCUGUGUGAAGACCUGCAGGUGGAGCCACAAGACAUUGUGAUGCUGGUGCUGUCCUGGCAUCUCAACGCCGCCACCAUGUGCGAGUACUCCCGCCACGAGUUCACCUCCGGCCUUCGCUCCCUGCGAGUGACGUCGGUGGACGCGCUGAAGGCGCUGCUGCCAUCGUUCCGCCGCGAGCUGCAGGACGAGAAUGUGUUUCGCCAAAUAUACAACUUUGCGUUCGCAUGGGCCAAGGAAAAGGGGCAGAAGUGUUUGGCGCUGGACACGGCGGUGGGCAUGUGGCAGCUGCUGCUGGGCUACCGCAGCUGGCCGCAUGUGGACCACUGGUGCGACUUUGUCAGGGUGCAGCACAACAAGGCCAUUUCCAAGGACACCUGGUCGCAGCUCUUCGAAUUCUCCCGGCUGACCCAGGGGCAGCUGGAGCAGUACGACGAGGGCGGCGCGUGGCCGUACCUCAUCGAUGAGUUCGUCGACAGCCUCCGCGCCGCUGGCUCCCUGCCGCCCGCCUGACUCCUCACACACACUCCCUGCCUCCUGCCCGAGGGCUUGGGAGACCCACUCAUGUGCACACAGCUGGUACCACUGUGCACCCUGGUUGAAGCGCGAAGCAGCAGCUAGGCUGUUGUACAACUCA